This is a messenger RNA of Ostreococcus tauri, 489 nucleotides long. Its product is annotated as Transmembrane protein 6/97. The record is from RefSeq and is a predicted model, not a curated record. Bases 1 to 489 code for a protein of 162 amino acids. Gene Ontology annotation, cellular component: endoplasmic reticulum. The transcript has a single exon. NCBI's taxonomy places the organism in Eukaryota, Viridiplantae, Chlorophyta, Mamiellophyceae, Mamiellales, Bathycoccaceae.
AUGCCCAUCACCGACGUCGAGCGGGUAGUUUUUCUCGCGUACUUCAUUUCACACGUGCCCGCCACGGCUUUGAUCGAUUCGCAGGUCGUGUUACCGUCGAGACUCGUUCCAAAGUUUGCAAAGAGCGCACUGGCUUGGCACAUUCGACAAAAUAACGAUGUGUUAAUGUCGACCCAACCGCGAUGGCUCGUCUCGCUCGUGACGUGUGAGUUGGUGUUUCAGUUUCCGUUCUUCUUCUACGCCAUAUCGGCGCUGCGACGACGGGACGAGGGCGCUCGAGGGUGGUUGAUCGCCUACGGGGCGCACACGGCGACGACCAUGGCGCCGAUUUUACAGUUCAUCCACGACAGCGCUAAGCUGACAGCACGGGAGCGGUGGUCGUUGAUGGGGAUUUACGCGCCGUAUUUGAUCGUUCCGUUGUGGAUCGCGAUGCGAGCGCUCGGGAGCGGGCCUUUGUUCGCGUCGAAGACGAAGACGAAGGGACAAUGA